ACUAAAUCUCUGAAUACUGUAUACCAGAGUCAAAUUGUUUACAAUCUCCGACAACAGUUGCAAGCAAAGCCAUGGACAAAAAUCAUCAACCAUUUCAAACCAAAGCACAAGUUCUUGCAGAAAAUUUUGUGCAUGAUUCAACCACACUCAUUGACCAAACAGGAAACUCAAACCAGAAACCCGACCAUUGGCCAACAAUUAUCCUCUGCAUCAUCUUCGUUAUCACUGGUCAAUCCAUAGCCAAACUCCUCGAAAACUUCUACUAUGAACAGCUCCAACGAAUGGACUACAACUCAAACCGUCAAAACAAGGGCGUAUGGACUCAAUCUCUCCUCCAAACCGUUGGAUUCCCUCUCCUGCUCAUCCCUUUAUUUUUCUUCACCACCAAGAAACACAACAAUCAACAACCUCCGAUCACCUCCUCCGAUCGAUCCACAAUACUUUCUUUCUCCGGUUGCAUCGGAAUGCUCUUGACGGGUCAUGGAAGUCUCUCCGGUAAGGGAAAGCUCGAUAUCCCCUUUAGGGUAUUCACUCUUAUCUACACAACACAGCUCUUCUUUACACCUGUUUUGGCCGCCUUCAUCAACAAAAUCAAAUUCAACCGAUGGAUCAUCAUCUCCUUGAUCUUAGCAAUCGCCACCGGAACUCUCACUUCCUUCUCCUCCUCAUUCGGCGGCGAGCCAGAUAAAACAGAGGAGAGUUACGCAAAAGGCUCAUGGCCAGCUCUGUUAUCCGGCGUUUACUUCUCUCUCAUUCUCUGUACUAUAGAGAACGUCUUCAGACGUAACGAAUCAACCACUAGAAAACAGAGCUUCUCCUCUGUUUUUCUAGUCGUAAUCUUCUCCUCCUUCGUCGCUACAGUCAUCUCCGUCGUCGGUUUGCUGAUCUACGGAGAGCAAGACGAUUUGAAGAGGGAAAUGAACGGAUUCUUGAAGGGGAAAGGUGCGUACGUGAUGACUAUGGUUGUUCAAGCUGUUUCUUGGCAGAUCUAUUGGGUUGGGAUCGUGGGACUCGUUUUCUCUGUCUCGAGCGUUUUAUCAAAUGUGAUCAGCGUCCUUACGUGGCCGAUAGUGUCGGUUCUAGUGGUGGUCUUCUUCAACUUCAUGGAAGAUAAAUUUGAUGUCUUCAAAGGUUUCGCCUUGAUCACGGCUGCCUUGAGCGCCGCAGCUUACUUCUAUAGGCUUCACAAAGAGAAUCGUAACUAGUGACGUGGAAGUUAAGAUUUCAUGGUAUUAUACUAUUAUUUGUGUGUGUGUGUAAUGUGUCACCUCUAAAUGUAUAUUUUAUUCGUGAAUUGUAAGUCUUUAGCUUCAUGAGAGAACCAUGAUGGGGACAAGCCUUCGUGUAGCCUUUAAGCCUUUUCACGCUUCACAGGGAGAUUUGUUUCUCUCUGCCUCUCUUGUUUGAAGUUUGGUAAUGAUUCGGCUAUAUUGUACGUAAAGAUGACUAAACCAAAAAACAACCUUAUGUGACUCUGUACAGUUAAGACUA
This is a messenger RNA of Camelina sativa (false flax), 1491 nucleotides long. RefSeq names its product purine permease 14-like. NCBI's taxonomy places the organism in Eukaryota, Viridiplantae, Streptophyta, Magnoliopsida, Brassicales, Brassicaceae. Gene Ontology annotation, cellular component: membrane. The record is from RefSeq and is a predicted model, not a curated record. Gene Ontology annotation, molecular function: purine nucleoside transmembrane transporter activity.